Messenger RNA from Drosophila arizonae, 1350 nucleotides. RefSeq lists its product as uncharacterized. The record is from RefSeq and is a predicted model, not a curated record. Lineage: Eukaryota; Metazoa; Arthropoda; Insecta; Diptera; Drosophilidae.
UGAUUUGUCUUUGUUUGAAAAUCUUGAAAAAUGUCGUCGAGUAGUCAAACAACCACAACAAAUGAUACAAGUGUCGAGAUACCCGAAUGGGUGAAGGCGGAACUUUUUGAGCAGUUGUUGAAGGAUACAUUGAAAGACUUUCGAAAUAUCCGAUCAUUUAAGGCGAUGCCUGGCACAAAACCCGGUGAUAAUUAUGCAACGGUUAUGCUACGUAUAGAACUUGAAGUGCAACUAAAAGAUAGCACAGUAAAAUCCGUUUCGUACAUGCUAAAAGUACCACUAACAUCUGAAGAAUAUCAUUCAACUUGUGGAAAGAACAAGUUCAGCGUGUUCGACAUCGAACGGGACAUGUUCAUGAUAUAUGUGGAAGAGUUCAAGCAGCUCUAUCGCGAUGUUGGCUUAGAGGUUGACUUUGGGGCCAGGUGCUAUAAACUCGAUACACCGAAUGAACAUGUACUGCUAGAGGAUCUACGAGCUAGGGGAUUCCAGUCAGUUAUUCGUAAGGCAGGAAUCGAUGAGGAACAUACAAUAUCAGUGCUAACUAAGCUGGCUCAGUGGCAUGCCGCUUCUGCUGUUCGAGUGGAUAGGAAGGGUGCCUAUCCUAAACAUAUAAGUGAUGGUAUGUUCAAUGAUGAUGGUAAAAGGUUGAUAAGUAAAUUGACAGAUAAUAUGGUCCCAUACAUACUGGAUACCCUUACGACAAUUGACGGGCAUGAGGUGUACUAUGACGAUAUAAAAAACUUGGCCGGUCACAUUACAGACAAAAUUUUACAAGUGGGUGUCACUGAUCCAGAAGAGUUCAAUGUAUUAAACCACUCUGAUUGCUGGCUGAGUAACAUUAUGUUUCGCUAUGAUAGAGAAUCGGAAAAACUGUUAGACUCUUAUCUAGUUGACUAUCAAAUAUGUAAAUAUGGAACCGUCGCCAUCGACUUGAUUUCUUUCCUGUUAUCAUCCACUAAACUGGAAAUCAAAGUAAAUAAAUUUGAUUACUUCGUCAAGCAGUAUUACGAUCAGCUGAUAAAGCACCUGAAGUUGUUGAGCUACAAUAAAAAUUUUCCGAGUCUAAUAGACAUACAUAAAUCCCUGUUGAAGAACGGAAUAUGGGGGUAUAUGGCGGUGUGUGAUGUGAUGGCUGCAAGUUUGCUGGAAGAAACGGAAUCAGCCAGCUUUGAUAACUUAUUUUCCGAUUCGCCAGAGGCCGACGCAUUCAGAACCCUCUUAUACAACGGCAAGACCUACAAGGAGCACUUAAAGAUUGUGCUGCCUUGGCUACACAAUCGAGGUGCUCUUCAAAAAGAGACAAUAUAAACAAUUUCCAUUCAGUAUAAGUGAUUUAUUUCAAGAACUUCG